AUGUCGGAACUCAAGAUCGCACGAAUAGAUGUGUUUCAAGUCGAUCUCCCCUACUCGGGCGGCGUCUAUCAUCUAUCCGGUGGACGAACCUAUAAAGAUUUCGACGGCACUAUUGUUCGGAUCACCACUCAGAGCGGCAUUGAAGGCUUCGGCGAAAGUACACCUUUCGGUGCUACAUUCAUUGCUUCCCAUGCUCUUGGUGUUAGAGCGGGGAUCGCAGAAAUCGCUCCUCAUCUAAUUGGACUUGAUCCCCGCGACGUUGACCGUAUCAAUGACGCUAUGGAUGCCGCAUUGAUCGGCCAUUUGCACGCCAAGACCGCCAUUGACGUUGCAUGCUGGGAUAUCUUUGGCAAGUCAGUCGGCCUCCCGGUCUACCAGCUGCUCGGCGGAAGUACAGGCCUGAAACUCCCACUGGUUACUUCUCUCCCUGUUGCCGACGCAGAAAAUACCCGCAGACUUGUUGCUGAAGCUCGGGCGGCGGGUUAUACUGGAUUUUCAGUCAAGAUAGGAGAGAACCCUGUAUCCGAUGCUGCACGCGUUGUUGCGGCACUUGCCGAAAAGAAGGAGAACGAGUUCUAUUCUAUCGACGCGAAUAGUUCGAUGACCGUGGAGUCCACCCUGCGAAUGCUACGAUUGCUCCCCGAUGGGUUGGAUUUUAUCCUAGAAGCCCCCUGUCCGACACAUCGAGACAUUGUAUCUCUUCGACGUCGAACCAAUGUGCCAAUCCUCACAGAUGAGCUUCUCACAGAUGAGCAAUCGGCCAUACAGCUUGUCGCCGACGACGCUACGGAAGGUCUGAACUUGAAGAUUUGUAAAGUUGGCGGUCUUACCCGGGCCCGCCGUAUCCGCGAUAUCGCUGUGGCUGCCGGAUACACUAUUGUAACUCAGGAGACGUGCGGUUCGGAUAUUGCCUUCGCUGCUAUUGUUCACCUGGCCCAAACUAUCCCAGAGCGCAACCUACGACCAAUUCUAGAGUGCCGCGCAAUGCAUAUUCCCAAGACCGCGGAUGGCGAGUACGAGGUUCAUGGAGGAUAUGUUAGGGCACCAAACGCACCUGGCUUGGGCAUCACCCCUCGUUUGGAUGUUUUGGGCGAGGCAGUAGCUUCCUACCUGUAG
Fusarium vanettenii 77-13-4 is the source of this 1116-nucleotide messenger RNA. RefSeq lists its product as uncharacterized. The record is from RefSeq and is a predicted model, not a curated record. The coding region runs from base 1 to 1116 and encodes 371 amino acids. The transcript has a single exon. NCBI's taxonomy places the organism in Eukaryota, Fungi, Ascomycota, Sordariomycetes, Hypocreales, Nectriaceae.